This is a messenger RNA of Drosophila teissieri, 3045 nucleotides long. Its product is annotated as mucolipin-3-like. Lineage: Eukaryota; Metazoa; Arthropoda; Insecta; Diptera; Drosophilidae. Gene Ontology annotation, molecular function: NAADP-sensitive calcium-release channel activity. The record is from RefSeq and is a predicted model, not a curated record. The transcript has 3 exons. The coding region runs from base 257 to 2215 and encodes 652 amino acids. Gene Ontology annotation, cellular component: lysosomal membrane; plasma membrane.
UAAACAUCGAUAAUCGUUUAGCCCAAUUGAAAACAAAGCAAUUUUCGUGGUCUUUUGGCCAGUAUUUAAUUUAAAUUCGCUGGCAAGAGUCGCGUAUUAAUUGCAAAAUACACAUAUUUACCUCCUCUCCCCCGAUUGCUUGUUGCACCUGUGCGGAUUCUUCUUUUGCAUGUCGACUGGGCGGGCAGAAGAAAGUUAGCACGGAGAACAACAACGCAGGUGACUUGACCUCGCGACGAAGGAGGAGCGCAUCGAGAUGCAGAGCUACGGUCCCGGAGCCCAGGCUGCUCCGGCCGUCAAGCGCCGAACGGACAGCUACGAGGCUGCGCAGCAACAGCAGCAGUCUCCGGAGAGCGACGAGGAGUACGUGAACACCAGGAUACUGCGACGCCAGGUGCAGCUGCAGUCCACUCCGGUGGCCCCGGUGGUGCCAAUGCCCAUAUCCGCGGGCAGUGGCACUGCUCCACCCUCCGUGAAUGGCCAAGAGGAGCAGCCCGAGUUCCCCGGAUCCUCGGCUGCAUCUUACCAGGAGGAGCGAAUGCGCAGGAAGCUUCAGUUCUUCUUCAUGAACCCUAUCGAGAAGUGGCAGGCCAAGCGAAAAUUUCCCUACAAGUUCGUCGUACAGAUUGUAAAAAUCUUUCUGGUGACGAUGCAACUGUGCCUUUUUGCCCACUCGCGGUAUAACCACAUCAACUACACGGGUGAUAACCGAUUUGCCUUCUCGCAUCUAUUCCUGCGCGGCUGGGAUUCUUCCAGGGAGGUGGAAAGUUAUCCGCCAGCUGUGGGUCCCUUUGCCCUUUACCUAAAAUCAGAGUUCUUCGACACGGUGCAGUAUGCGGUUGAUGGAUACGCCAAUGUGAGCCGAUCUAUUGGACCAUACGACUACCCGACACCCAACAACACAAUGCCGCCACUAAAGCUUUGCCUGCAAAACUAUAGAGAGGGCACCAUAUUCGGUUUUAAUGAGUCCUACAUUUUCGACCCCCACAUCGACGAGGUGUGCGAACAACUACCGCCGAACGUUACCACCAUUGGGGUGGAGAAUUACCUCAGGCAGCGCGGUGUGGAGGUCAAUUUUGCAUCUCUUGUCUCCGCACAGUUGACGUUCAAGAUAAAGACGGUGAAUUUUAAGGCGAACGGCGGGCCACUUUCUGCUCCUGAUUGUUUUCGUUUUGACAUUUCCAUAAUGUUUAACAACCGAGACCACGACGGGCAGAUGUUGCUCUCACUUGAUGCAGAGGCGACGCGACUCAAGUGCCACGGCGCCACGGACUUUAUAUCAGAGGCCAAUUUCGAUUCCAUGCUGCGAAGCGUACUCAACAUAUUCGUCCUACUAACCUGCGCAUUAUCCUUUGCACUCUGUACAAGGGCUUUGUGGAGAGCUUACCUGCUGAGAUGUACAACUGUCAAUUUUUUCCGUUCGCAUUUCGGCAAGGAGCUGAGCUUUGAUGGUCGACUGGAAUUCGUUAAUUUUUGGUACAUAAUGAUUAUUUUCAAUGACGUCCUUUUGAUCAUUGGAUCGGCUCUGAAAGAGCAAAUCGAGGGGAGGUACUUAGUGGUGGACCAAUGGGAUACCUGCUCUCUUUUCCUGGGAAUCGGCAACCUGCUUGUUUGGUUUGGAGUGCUGCGCUACCUCGGCUUCUUCAAAACCUACAACGUUGUGAUACUGACGCUGAAAAAGGCAGCACCAAAGAUUCUUCGAUUCCUUAUCGCCGCCUUGCUGAUCUAUGCUGGAUUUGUGUUCUGCGGCUGGCUUAUCUUGGGACCCUACCACAUGAAGUUCCGUUCGCUGGCUACAACGUCCGAGUGCUUGUUUGCGCUGAUAAACGGUGAUGAUAUGUUUGCCACCUUUGCCACGCUUUCCAGCAAGGCCACCUGGCUGUGGUGGUUCUGCCAGAUCUACCUGUACUCGUUCAUAUCCUUGUACAUUUAUGUUGUCCUGUCGCUGUUCAUUGCCGUCAUAAUGGAUGCCUACGAUACGAUAAAGGCGUAUUACAAAGAUGGCUUUCCCACCACCGAUCUCAAGGCAUUUGUCGGAACUCGCACUGCUGAGGACAUCAGUUCCGGUGUCUUCAUGACCGACCUGGACGACUUUGACCAGACGAGCUUCCUGGACGUGGUAAAGAGCGUUUGCUGCUGUGGACAGUGCGGUCGGCAUCAGGAGCCCGCCCAGCCCAACAGUGGUUACACCAGCCUUUCUAGUAUUAUGAAGUAACUGGGUGCGCCAUGUUGACCCGCGAGUCUUCAUUCUGUUUUGUUUUGUCAGCUUUUUGUGUGUAGUCAAACUUGUUGUUAGCUUUUUGUAUUAGUUUGUUAGUUUGCCAAAGCACUUGAACCGAGAUAAGAGAAACCAUAACGUACGUACCUAUAAGAAAUUCCAAAAGCAGCUGCUCUGGUCACAAUCAACGGGCAUGUUCCGAUUUUAACUUUCAAAGAAAUGGCUUUAAUUCGGCUUGCAGAAAUAUAACUCUUGACAAAAAUGCUUUUUUCUUUAAUACAUAAAUUAUAAAAUAUAUUAGACCAAAAAGAAAAACCAAUUUAUAUUGCGAAUUUGUUGCCAUUUCUGUGAAAGUAAAAGCCGACAAAUAACUAAGGAAAGGCACCGAGCAACGCUGUGCGUUGGGAAACCACAAAACCGCAAAUAUGUUUUUGUAACGAGAGAUAUUAAGUGUGUGAUAUAAUGCGGAAUCAGAAUUUGCGAACAAUGGAAAUUAUAAUAGAGGGAGCUAUUUUUGUCAGGGAUAUCGACAUGGGCUUGAUCAAGAUCUUCCAUAAGAACGAAUUCAUCCGAAUCGCGUUUUCGUAGAAAUCUGGAAGUCACAUUGUAUAGAACUGCACUGGUCGACAAAAAAAGGCAGCCUAAGUAAAUAGUUAUUUUAGAAAGUGUUUAGUUCUGCAUAACACGACAUCGAUUUUUGUCGACUUGUGUCAUUUUCAUAAGCCAUAGAUAAGGAAACAUUAGCUAACAUUAUUUUAUGUGUACAAGGAAAACUUUGUAUUUAUAACCAAAAACCAUAAACCCAAUAAACUGUUUAUAGAACUCAA